This is a messenger RNA of Striga asiatica, 507 nucleotides long. The record is from the annotation of a GenBank genome assembly. NCBI's taxonomy places the organism in Eukaryota, Viridiplantae, Streptophyta, Magnoliopsida, Lamiales, Orobanchaceae.
AUGACACACAAAAUUAGAGAAAUAAACCUCAACUCCGAACUCAGAUGUGAGAAUUUGCUAAGAACACAACAAAAUCCAUCCAAAAUUAGACGCCGGCCGGAUUUCCGAACGCGAGCGCCGGAUUUCCCAGUUGAGAGCCGGUGCAUAUGCAUACGUUCUUUUUCUCUGUCCACGCCUGAGAAUUUUUGCCGCCAGAAAAGAGCUCAGCAAGGAGCUGUUGCAAUGGGGGUAUCUGGCAAGCCACGGGUUUCAGGAAUACAAAAGCAAGUGAUUGCUCUGUAUAGAGGAUUUUUACGAGCAGCACGCACUAAAUCACCCGAAGAACGUAUCAAAAUAGAGUCCAUUGUGUCUAAGGAGUUCCGCCGUAACUCCACUCAGGUCGAUCGCAAAAACUUUCUGUAUAUUGAGUAUUUAAUUCGCCGUGGUAAAAAACAGUUGGACCAGUUAAAGAGCCCAGGUACUGUUGGCAUGUCAUCCUUAAAUAUCCACGUUUAUCAGACAAAAUAA